Messenger RNA from Ordospora pajunii, 270 nucleotides. RefSeq lists its product as uncharacterized. NCBI's taxonomy places the organism in Eukaryota, Fungi, Microsporidia, Ordosporidae. The record is from RefSeq and is a predicted model, not a curated record. The coding region runs from base 1 to 270 and encodes 89 amino acids. The transcript has a single exon.
AUGGCAGAUAGCAUUACUAAUGAGAUAGAAACUGAGAUUCAGGAACUACAGGAUGUAUUGAAGGACGAGCUUAUGAAGCAACGAGAGCUUGCGGAUGUGGAGGAGGGAUUGCUUGAACAGACAUUCACAUUAGAGAAGACAACUGAAGAGCACAGAGAAGUGGCAUCGGCAACUAAAGCAAAGAUGUUUUGGAAAAACUUCAAGUAUUUCAUUGUUGGAGCAACUGCUGGCGGGCUGAUUCUGAUUUACUUGCUUUUUAUCAUUCUGUAG